Dromaius novaehollandiae (emu) is the source of this 1302-nucleotide messenger RNA. RefSeq names its product RNA pseudouridine synthase D4 (gene RPUSD4). Lineage: Eukaryota; Metazoa; Chordata; Aves; Casuariiformes; Dromaiidae. Gene Ontology annotation, molecular function: RNA binding; pseudouridine synthase activity. Gene Ontology annotation, biological process: enzyme-directed rRNA pseudouridine synthesis. The coding region runs from base 60 to 1121 and encodes 353 amino acids. The record is from RefSeq and is a predicted model, not a curated record. The transcript is spliced from 7 exons.
GGGCUCGCUGAGGCGGCGCCGCCGCGCUCCCGCCGACGGAAGGGGACGGCGAAGAGAAAAUGGCGGCGGCGGCGAGCGGCGGGCUGUGGCGCCCCGCCGCCGCCGCGCUGGGCCCGGCCGCGCGCGGCCUCUGCGGCAGCGGGCGGGCGGCGGCGGCGGUGCGGGCCGAGGAGCUGGCGGAGCGGCUGCGGGCGCAGAAGAGCGAGCGGCAGAAGCGGGAGGUGCCCGGAGACCCGCUGCGGCGGCGGGUGCGGGAGCUCGCCGCGCUGAGCCAGCAGCUGCAGCGAGUGCACCCCAACGUGCUGGCCAAGGCGCUCCGGCGGGCGGUCGUGUACCAGGAUGAGGAGAUCGUGGCCAUCAACAAACCCUACGGCCUUCCCGUGCACGGCGGCCCUGGGGUCAAGAACUGCAUCACGGACGUGCUGCCGGUUUUGGGCAAGCUGCUGGCGAACGCGCGGGACGAGCCCCUGCGCCUCUGUCACCGGCUGGACAAAGAGACCACGGGCGUCAUGGUCCUGGCGCGGAGUGAGGAGGCAGCGGAGAAGAUCCGGCUCCUCUUCAAAACCCGCCGGGUGGAGAAGAUAUACUGGGCGAUCAUUUUGGGGGAGCCGGACCCCGCCGAGGGGCUUGUGGAGAUCCCCAUCGUGGAGAAGGAGGUGCAGAGCCACCAGCCGCACUACAAGAUGACGCUGGCCCCCAGCUACCGCCUGGCCGCCGAGGACGGGAAAGUGGUGAAAAUCCGCAAGAACCGCGACGCCCAGAGCGCCGUGACGCGCUACCGCCGCUUGGCUAGCUCCUCCGCCUGCUCCCUCCUGGAGCUCCAGCCCAUCACCGGAGUGAAACACCAGAUCCGGGUCCACCUGGCCUACGGUUUGGGGUGCCCCAUCCUGGGCGACCACAAAUACUCGCACUGGAGCAAGCUGGCGCCCCAGCUUCCGGAAAUCGCCUUGAAGAGGCUGAAACUGGAGCAGCGCAAGGCUCGCCACCUCCCCCUGCACCUGCACGCCCGCCGCCUCUGCCUGCCGUGGGGCGAGGGUGGGCGGGUCGAGCUCGCGUGCAAACCGCCCCGCUUCUUCACCAACGCCAUGCUGAGGCUGAAGCUGGAGCUUCCCGAGGACUAAGAGGCAGGACGAGCCCGGUGUGAUGAAAUCUACGGCCUCAGCCGCUCGAGAGAGACUUUGUUCGUGCGGUAAUGGCGCGCCGAAGAGCCCCUUGCUCGGACUAACGGGGCCGGGCGGAAAGCGGCCUCGCUCGCCGCGCUUUGGACUUGUCCCUGAGCAAUAAAGGCUCCGGUUCGCCUAG